Molecule: messenger RNA, 1214 nt
Organism: Erythranthe guttata (spotted monkey flower)
Lineage: Eukaryota; Viridiplantae; Streptophyta; Magnoliopsida; Lamiales; Phrymaceae
Product: NAD(P)-binding Rossmann-fold superfamily protein
Cellular component (GO): mitochondrion
Molecular function (GO): protein-containing complex binding
Source: RefSeq, a predicted model, not a curated record
ACUGCACUCUUUAUGUGGGUUUGUAUAAAAAAAAUAAGAAAAUUAAGCUGAAGAAAAAUUAGAAAAAAUAAAAGAAAAAAAGAAGAGCAUUCCGUCUAUACAUACAGAAUACGUACAACGGGAAUACAGAAUACCACCGAUCACUGAAGAGUUUUCAUCCGCUUGAUAGAAAAUGGCUCGAUUGAUUCAUCACUCGAAGCUCGCCAUAUCCAGAUUCUCUAUAUCCGCCUCGAGAAAUGGACGAUUUCUUUCAACUAGUUCGGAUAAAUCCAACGGACCUAUCGGUUCUGCUAAAGCUGGUAUUGUUGAGGAAGCAGAGACUGUACAGCUUCCUCCCCCUCCAACAGAGAAGUUGCUUGUGAUUGGCGGAAAUGGAUUUGUCGGCUCUCAUAUCUGCAAAGAAGCUUUGAAUCGCGGUUUGACUGUUGCUAGCCUCAGCAGAUCGGGUAGAUCCUCCAUUCAAGAAUCUUGGGCUAACAGUGUGAUGUGGCAUCAAGGCAACCUGUUCUCGACUGAUUCAUGGAAGGAUGCACUGAAAGGAGUAACUUCGAUCAUUUCUUGUGUUGGUGGUUUUGGUUCCAACUCAGAAAUGUACAAAAUUAAUGGGACCGCAAAUAUUAACGCUAUUAGGGCUGCUUCAGAUGAAGGAGUUAAGAGGUUUGUGUACAUCUCUGCUGCUGACUUUGGGGUGGUAAAUUACCUGCUACAAGGAUACUAUGAGGGGAAGAGAGCCGCUGAGACAGAGUUACUCACUAAGUAUGCGUAUGGAGGAGUGAUUCUGAGGCCUGGUUUCAUAUAUGGAACUCGUCGUGUUGGGAGCAUGAAAUUACCACUUGGCGUGAUUGGCUCUCCUUUGGAGAUGGUGCUGCAGCAUGCUAAGCCACUGAGCCAGAUCCCGCUAGUGGGGCCACUAUUAACCCCUCCUGUUAAUGUUAAUGCUGUUGCUAGAGUUGCUGUAAGAGCGGCAAGCGAUCCCGUUUUUCCACCUGGCAUUGUCGAUGUUUAUGGGAUUUUACGGUAUAGUCAGCAGAAAUAAAAGCGUUGAAUUUUUCUCGUCUUUAGCCAUACAUUUGUAGAGCCUGGUUCUUGCUGGAGGCCUGAUUAAUAAUUACAAUAAUUCGGUUUGUGUCGUUUGGUUCAGUGAUCGAUGUAAUAAGAAAGAUGUCCACUGCGAGUUUUAUACGCCCAUAUAUAAGCGAGUGUUUUUUUUAUAU